Closterium sp. Yama58-4 is the source of this 2265-nucleotide messenger RNA. The record is from the annotation of a GenBank genome assembly. NCBI's taxonomy places the organism in Eukaryota, Viridiplantae, Streptophyta, Zygnematophyceae, Desmidiales, Closteriaceae.
AUGUGUAACACUUGGACAGCCUUUUCGGUUCACGAUGGCCUUUGUGCUAGUCCCUUCAGUUCGCGAAGGGAAAUGCUGUUUUCGUCGUACACGUUCCGAGGUUCAUUUCGUGCAGUGGAAAGCCUUUUUGAGGCGUGCAGGAUUCGAACCCCCUGUUGGCGGCAUGAGUGCUCCUCUCCCCGUCAGCAGCACUCGCGGUACCCCAUGAUGGGGCGCGUGGGAGGCAUGGGUCGCGUGGGAGGCAUGGGGCGCGUGGGAGGCAUGGGGCGCGUGGGAGGCAUGGGGCGCGCGCAUAAUGCUCUUAACACAGCCUACAGGCAAAAUGACGCCUCGCAAUGGCGCGUCGCAAAAUGGCGCCGCGCAAAGGCGCCUCGCAAAGUGCCACCUCCUGAUGGCGCCGCGACUGGCGCGUCACACGCCCACUCGUCGUUAUCACAGUCAAAACACACUACUGGAAGCAUCGGGAGACCCGUCACCCAUUGCGGAACCCACCUAGAGAGCAGCGCUUCUGGUGCUCGGCUUCUGGUGCUCGGCUUCUGGUGCUCGGCUUCUGGUGCUCGGCUUCUGGUGCUCGGCUUCUGGUGCUCGGCUUCUGGUGCUCGGCUUCUGGUGCUCGGCUUCUGGUGCUCGGCUUCUGGUGCUCGGCUUCUGGUGCUCGGCUUCUGGUGCUCGGCUUCUGGUGCUCGGCUUCUGGUGCUCGGCUUCUGGUGCUCGGCUUCUGGUGCUCGGCUUCUGGUGCUCGGCUUCUGGUGCUCGGCUUCUGGUGCUCGGCUUCUGGUGCUCGGCUUCUGGUGCUCGGCUUCUGGUGCUCGGCUUUUGGUGCUCGGCUUCUGGUGCUCGGCUUCUGGUGCUCGGCUUCUGGUGCUUGGCUUCUGGUGCUCGGCUUCUGGUGCUCGGCUUCUGGUGCUCGGCUUCUGGUGCUCGGCUUCUGGUGCUCGGCUUCUGGUGCUCGGCUUCUGGUGCUCGGCUUCUGGUGCUCGGCUUCUGCUUCUCCCUUCUGCCCCGCAUACCUUGCGCUUUCCCCUUUCCCCUCCCACCUUUCCUCCCUCCGCGCUGCCAUCCGGCGCUGCUGGGAAUCCAGGAAGCCUCAAGAGCGACCAAGCCUGUGGCAGGCCUCCACCUCACCACAGCCUGUGGCAGGCCUCCACCUCACCCCAGCCUGUGGCAGGCCUCCACCUCACCACAGCCUAUGGCAGGCCUCCACCUCACCACAGCCUGUGGCAGGCCUCCACCUCACCACAGCCUGUGGCAGGCCUCCACCUCACCCCAGCCUGUGGCAGGCCUCCACCUCACCCCAGCCUGUGGCAGGCCUCCACCUCACCACAGCCUGUGGCAGGCCUCCACCUCACCCUGUCCCUUUUCUGCCCCUCAUACUUGCGCGUACCCCUUUCCCCUCACCCCUUUCCCGACCUAGAAGCCUCAAGCGACCAUCCCUGUGCCCGGCCUUCACCUCACCUCGCCCCUCCACCUCGCCCCUCCACCUCGCCCCUCCACCUCGCCCCUCCACCUCGCCCCUCCACCUCGCCCCUCCACCUCGCCCCUCCCCCUCGCCCCUCCCCCUCGCCCCUCCCCCUCGCCCCUCCCCCUCGCCCCUUGACCUCACCCUGUCCCUUUUCCCUGCCACCUCUCCAUCUGUUUUCUAUACGCCUCAAAUACUUCUCCCUUCUCAUCUUCAUACCUCGCCUCGCACACUUUCCUGUCCCUUUUCCCCUCCCCCUGCCACCUCUCCUUCUGUUUCUCCCUCCCUGUUUCCUUCCGGUGCUGCUGGAAAUUCAGGAAGCUUCAAGCGCCCGAGCUUGUGCUGGGGUUCUACUUGCUCUCCCCUUCCUCUCCUCGCACAUUUCCUCCUUCCGCAUGCCUCAAGUGACAAGCCUCCUGCGGCCUUUGCUUGCUGUUUCCUUCUCCUCCUCUCACGUCACCACCUCCCACCCCUCCCUGCGGCCAUCAGGAGCUGCGCAUACUGGAGGCCUCAAGAGAGCUGCCCUCUGGGGCCUCAACGUGCUGUCCUCUCUCGUAACCACCUCCCACCACCUCCCAAACCUCUCUCGCUCCUCCCUGUGGCCAUCAGGAGCUGCGCAUACUGGAGGCAUCGAGGGAGCUGUCCUCUGGGGCCUUUACGUGCUCUCCUCUCUUAUCACCACCUCUCACCACCUCCAAAACCCUCCCACCCCUCCCUACGCCAUCAGGAGCUGGGAAUACUGGAGGCAUCGAGGGAUCUGUCCGCCUCGCAAGAGUGCAAGCCCACAACCCCGCGCAGCGAGGUGA